Messenger RNA from Xyrichtys novacula (pearly razorfish), 1161 nucleotides. The record is from the annotation of a GenBank genome assembly. Lineage: Eukaryota; Metazoa; Chordata; Actinopteri; Labriformes; Labridae.
CAUGCUGCCCAGCAAGUCUCGGUCUGCAGGGACAGAGUCAGUCUGCUCCCUCCUUGCUGCUCCAAGAGCCCUCCUCCUACCUGAGUGUUCGAAACGCAGCAAGUGAAGGAGAGAGGGAAACCAGAGAGACAGUGAGAGAGAGUCAUAAAAGCAGCAUUUAACGGGUUAGAGGUCAUUAUUUUGGUGACACUUGCCACACAAGUGAUGAGUAGAGAAAACCUGGUGGACUGGGACUCCGGUCUCUUGGACUGCUUUGAGGAAGCCAGCACCUGUAAGAACCAACUCCACAACUUUAAAUCACUAUUUUAUUUGAAUCAGUUUAUUUUUUUCUGUUCGUGAAGAAAGCUAAGCCACUCUAAGAGUUUCUUCUCUCUCUGUUUCAGGUUGCUAUGGUUUCUGGUGCUUGCCUUGCCUCGCCUGCACAGUGUCAGGGAGACUUGGAGAGAACCGCUGCCUCCCCUUGUGUGACAUGUGCGGCUUUGGUGCACUAUCACUCUGUGGGAUUCCUAUGUUUGUUCCUCCUGCAGGACUGGCUGUACGGGCUGCUUUAAGAAACAGAUAUGGAAUCAAGGUAUAACGUUUCUGACUUAUUACCUGACACGUUGAGUGAGGAAUACUGAAUCUCAAUUUUUUGAUGUUUUUGAUGUUGUUUUCCUUCAGGGCUCUCUCUGCAAGGACAUUUUCGUGGCGUGUUGCUGUGGGACCUGUAACUGGUGUCAGAUGCACCGAGAGUUAAAACACCGUAAGAAAAAACCGACAGUCAUCAACGUGCAGAAUCAAACCGUCUUCAACACGCAGCCUGUCCCGAUGAUGGUGAUGCCCCAAGGUAUGAUGGGCCAACCGGGGGGCUUCGUGACUCCACAGUACUGAGCUCUGGAACUUUUUACUGAUCUGUUGCGUCGUGUAAAUAUCCACUUUAGUUGAUAUAAAAAAAACUCUUACUGCUCUAAAAAGUCGAAUUAAAUGAACUGUUUUGAUAAAUACUGUCUAAGAAUGUAUACAGGAGCGUAUCUUAAUCAUUAGCAAAGCACUUAUAGACUGAGAAUUUUGAUGUACUUGAGAUAUAUUUGAUACUUAAAAUCAAUAUUGCAGAGUCAGUCAUAUAUUUUUUGUGUGAGGGUUGUGUAUCAUUUGAAUAAAUUCAGCUUGAAUCAAUCUCUA